AUGAUGGCAGCCGGGCCGAAGCAAAUUUUGGAGCCCGCGCAGAUACGCAGCGCGUGUAAUGUGCUGUCGAUCGAUAUGCUGCGCGAAAUGCUGUCCCAAUCGCGUCAAUUCGAGGCGGCCAAGCUGUGGUACGCCAGGAAGGAGCAGCUCAUCGCCCACAUCGAGAAGGAGGUCCUCGCCGCAGGCGCGAUGGAGCUCAUCACGAAGCUCUCGUACGGCAAUGUCCACGCCUGGCUACAGGAAUUGGAUGAGGUUGUGGACGAUCAGAAUCUUUACGACAUGCGCCAAGCGCUCUACCGCCUCAUAGAGGGCACGCCUUUGGCCUUCAUCGGAAUCCUGGGCGAGGGCCUGCUGCGCAACAUCGCGGCCGAGAUUCGACUCGACGCCACGGUGCCCAAAGACGAGGUGCGCGGCACCAUCAAAGACGAGAUGCAGCUGGAAGGCCUCGAGAGCUUCCUCGAUCGACUGUCGCCGGAGCAGCUGCAGCGCCUGUGGGCCGAGUGGGGGCUCCUGCCAGCGACGCCGCCCUCCGACAAGGUCACUCUCAUCGAGCGUCUCGUGAUGUGGGUCUUCGACAUCGGCAUGGAUGGUGAAGAGGCCGACUCCGAGAGCUAUGCAGAGGCGGAUGCGGACGCCUCGAUCGAGGAUCAAGCAGAAAGAAUGGAAAUGGAGGAAGAUGAGAUCGAGCAGGAGGCGGCAGAGCAGGCAAAGGGCGAACACCAAGACGAAGAGUCCGAGAUGAAGGAAGAUCACGAAGCAGAAGACGAAGAUGAAGGCGAAGGCGAGCAGAACCUGGACGGAUCGAUGAACGGCCUGGCGUCCGUGUCCGUGUCCGCCAUCGCCGGCGAGGACGAGGACGAUGAAGGCAAGGCCGGCGAAGAAGACGGGAUGGAGGAAUUGGAGCUCGAGCUAUCCACCGAUGCCGCUCUGGGAUCGCUGACGCCACAGGAGCAGUCGGUCGACCGGCCGGCAGAGGCGAGCAUACACGAAGAGUCCGUCUUCCCCGCGGAGGAGGAAGAGCAGGAGGCCGAGGAGGAGCUGGAGGUCCCGGAGCAGGUCCGAACGGAGGAGGUCGCGAUCCAGACGGAGACGGUGGCGGUGACCGAGCUGAGCGGUUUCGAGAUCUCAGUUGAGGAGGUGGUCGUCGAGGAGGGACACGAUAACGCGUUCCAGCAGGAGCCCAUCGUGGAAGAGGCGGUGAUCCUAUCAAUGGAAGAGAGCGACGACGAGGAGGAAGAGAACAAGGAGCAGACGAAGGAGGAAGAACUUGCGGCGCAGCCGGCGGCGGCGGCGGAGAAGGAGGAGGAAGCGGCACUCGCGGUGCAGAUGCCAAGCGAGGCGCGGGACGAGGAAGAAGUGAACACGGAAGAAGCCAGCGCCGCCCCGGCCAAGGAAGACGACGCCGCGGAGCAGCAGCAAAAGGAGGAGGAACCACUGGAAAAGCCUCAAGCCGAAAAGGAGGAAGAGGAGACUGAGAAGGAGGACGUCCCGGUGCCCUCUACUCCCUCUCGCCGAGCUUCCCGCCUUCUCUCCAACAUCGGGGAGCUCAAGCCCGGUCUCACCCACGACGACCUGGAGGGCUUCAGCAACACCGUGCUCCGGCAAUAUUGCAGGGACCACGGGCUUGCGCACGGCAGGACAAAGAAGGAGAACAUUGCCUCCAUCCUCGCCCAUUGGGCCUCGCCCGAGUCUGCCACCCCUGCUGAGGGCAACACGACGCCCCGCAAGCGUGCCCGAGAGGACGGCGAGCAGCGGAGCGAGAGUGAGAGCGAGAUGGACCAGAGCGAGAGCGAGACGGAGACCUCGGCCUCGGAGCGGGAGAACGACGACGGCCUCACCCCGCGUCGUCGCAUGGCCAAGCGCCGGCGACGCGCCACCGAGAUCGUCGACCUGCUCUCCCUCAACGCCACCCCGACGGCCGCCCGCACCGUGCGACGAAGCGCGAGGCGCUCCAUGGCCACCUUCACCAAAGACACGUAG
This is a messenger RNA of Acanthamoeba castellanii str. Neff, 1980 nucleotides long. RefSeq lists its product as uncharacterized. The record is from RefSeq and is a predicted model, not a curated record. The transcript has 4 exons. The coding region runs from base 1 to 1980 and encodes 659 amino acids. NCBI's taxonomy places the organism in Eukaryota, Discosea, Longamoebia, Acanthamoebidae.